AUGUCACCAAUUCAAUGUUCUUUAUCAGUUCCAACCCAAUCAAAAACACCCCAGUUUGAUUUAAAGACUUAUUGGACAACUUUGACUCAAGAAAUCAAUCAGAAACUAGACCAAGCCGUUCCUAUUGAGUAUCCAGAUAAGAUUUAUGAAGCUAUGAGGUAUUCUGUUCUCGCUAAAGGUGCUAAAAGAGCUCCUCCUGUUAUGUGUGUUGCUGCUUGUGAGCUUUUUGGUGGUAAUCGUCUUGCUGCCUUCCCUACUGCUUGUGCUCUUGAGAUGGUUCAUGCAGCUUCAUUAAUUCAUGAUGACCUUCCCUGCAUGGACGAUGACCCAUCACGUCGAGGUCAGCCUUCAAACCACAAAAUUUAUGGUGUUGAUAUGGCAAUCCUUGCUGGGGAUGCACUCUUCCCUCUUGGCUUUCGCCACAUUGUCUCCCACACACCUUCUGACCUUGUACCAGAGCCACAACUUCUCUGCGUGAUUGCGGAGAUUGCACGUGCUGUGGGGUCCACAGGCAUGGCUGCUGGGCAGUUCCUUGACCUUGAGGGCGGCCCCAACUCUGUUGAAUUUGUGCAAGAGAAGAAAUUUGGUGAAAUGGGUGAGUGCUCUGCAGUGUGUGGAGGAUUGCUAGCUGGUGCUACGGAUGAUGAGAUACAGAGAUUGAGGAGAUAUGGAAGAGCAGUUGGGGUAUUAUAUCAAGUCGUAGAUGACAUCUUGGAAGCAAAAAUGAUGAAGAGCAAGGUAGAUGAGGAGAAGAAGGAAAAGAAAGGGAAGAGUUAUGUUGCUGUAUAUGGGGUUGAGAAGGCUAUAGAGGUGGCGGAGGAGCUGAGAGCCAAGGCUAAAAAGGAACUGGAUGGGUUUGAGAAAUACGGUGAUAGUGUAGUGCCCCUUUAUAGCUUCGUGGAUUAUGCUGCCGAUAGAGGUUUCAGUUUUGGGGAGUCGAGUUAG
Messenger RNA from Dovyalis caffra, 945 nucleotides. Lineage: Eukaryota; Viridiplantae; Streptophyta; Magnoliopsida; Malpighiales; Salicaceae. The record is from the annotation of a GenBank genome assembly.